Oryzias melastigma (Indian medaka) is the source of this 6733-nucleotide messenger RNA. RefSeq names its product minichromosome maintenance complex component 3 associated protein. NCBI's taxonomy places the organism in Eukaryota, Metazoa, Chordata, Actinopteri, Beloniformes, Adrianichthyidae. Gene Ontology annotation, molecular function: RNA binding. The transcript is spliced from 28 exons. Gene Ontology annotation, biological process: mRNA export from nucleus. Gene Ontology annotation, cellular component: nucleus; cytoplasm; transcription export complex 2. The record is from RefSeq and is a predicted model, not a curated record. The coding region runs from base 376 to 6492 and encodes 2038 amino acids.
UGCGUUUUUAUAUAACGGAAACGGACAUAAACAACUUUAAAACAAGAACAGAAAGAAAGCAUUUCGUGGAAUUAAAAAAUGACAUAAUAAAUUGUGGUAAGUCCGCUUUUUGUGGCAAAUAGCAUACAUUUUAUGUUAUAUUUGCAUAUUUUCUCCAAAAGAGAAAAACAACAUGAUUUUAAAGAAAGCGUCAUUUUUUAGCUUGUUAGCUUGUUCUUGCUAAGUUUUUUUUUUUUUAAUCGCAUUUGUUUUUAUUUAAGCAAGAAAAUUUUUUGAACCACAAGUAUUGGGAUAACCUCUCACCUCGCCUGAAAAUUGCUGUUUGAAUCAAGCGGAUACAGGUUUUUAUAGCGAACUUUUUCUAGCAUUUGCGCCAUGAACCCAUCUGGUACCUUUGGUAGCUCACAAGGAGGUGCCUUUCAGACCCCUGGUGGCACCAUGAAGACUAGCCUGUUUGGACAGGCAUUUGGACAGCACAGUCCAAACAACCAAGGACUCUUUCAGCCACCCGCGUUUGGACAGCAGUCUGUCAUGAAUCAAGCUGCAGGGCACGGAACCCCCAUCUUUGGACAAACGCCUGUCUUCGGACAGCCCCAGCCUUUGUCCACGGUGAGUCCGGCACCAACGUUUGGCCAGCAGCCUCUCGGAAGCUUUGGAAGUAGCAGUGGAUCAUCCUUUGGACAAACUAAUGUGUCGAGCCAAAGUUCAGUAGUGGGACAAGGUGCUGGAUUUGGGCAGCCCCCAGCAUUUGGAGUGACUUCAGGAUUUGGUAAACAACCUGCAUUUGGGGGUGUUCAGAUGGCCGGCUCCAAUCCUGCCCUUGGGCAACCCCAGGGUCUUGGUUUUGGACAGACUUCUUUUGGACAAACACCCUCCUCCACCAGCAGCUCCACCAGUUUAUUUGGUCAGACUCAAACUAUCGCCCAAAGCAGAGGAUUUGGAUCAUCCGAGUUCAGCUUCAAACCAGCCAACGAUGCCGUUUUCAAGCCCAUUUUCAGUGCCAGCCCCGAGCCAGCUAACCCCCAAACUACACCAGCGACUGGUUCUCCGUUAUCUGCAAGUGGGUCUCAGGAGAGCUCCAGUACAAACCCCGGCUUCUCCUUUUUGACUGGACCUAAGGUAGGGCCAGCGGGCUUUGGGUUGCCACAGAAGACUCCCGCCUCUUCUAGCUCCUCUUCUUUGACAACUGCCGGUGGCAGUGAUCAAACCAUUACUCUUCCAUUUUCCUUUCACCAGCCACCACCCCCUUCCAUUCCCAGCACCACAGCUUCCACCAAAGAACCCACAACCCCGUCAUCUUUUAGCUUCUCACUCAAAGACUUCCAGACUCAACCCACACCUCUCUCAGUCGGAGCUGGUUUAGAUCAGCCCUCAGCUUUUGGUGACCCCAAAGCUAAAGUAGAAACUAGUUUAGAUAAAAAUGAAAGCAUCUUUUCUGAGCAAGGUAACUCAAAUAUAUUUAGAGAAUUUGGUAGGGGCACAAAGCGCCCUACAGUUGAAUCACCAAGACAACAAUCAAAGAGGCCAUUAAUCAGGUCCCGUGGGCAACCAGGAGGGUUACUUGGCAGGGCAUUAAAUGCUAUUCGGAAAGAUCAAAGUAGCUCUGCUAGAAAUGAAGCUCCAAAGGAGACUCCACAGCAAACGGUAACUUGGGUGGAGACGGAAAGGAGAGCAGCUCAACCUCAGGAGGAAGACCUACCUGCACCAUCCUCCCUGCAAAUGCCGACCAGAGAUGUGCAGGAACCUACUGAAGAGUCAAUCUCUUUGGUCAAAACUCCCGAGCCGAAAGUUAAUGUGUCAACUCCCGUGAGUCGUGGUGAACGCAGUGAAAGUUUGGAUAGCCUGGGUGGGAUGUCGCCCAGUGAGCUCACCAGCAUCCUGUGCAGAAAUAUUCCUCCAGCUCUCAAUAAAAGGAACGUGAUCGAGAAGCAUUUUGCUCGUUUCGGCAAAGUUUGCAAAAUUCUCUGCCGACCUGGCAAGAAUCAGGCCGUAGUACACUUUAAUGACCACGUAGAAGCUGCAAAAGCAAAGAAGAGAGGCAAAAUCUUUCAUAAACGCGAGCUCACCAUCCUCUGGAUUAAGAAAAAGCACAGUCCAGAAAACAAAGGAGGCCAGCCUCCAGAGGAAAAGGAAGAAGAAAGCCCACAAAUGGAGUCCAAGUCAGCUUCCUCUCCACGGAAAACACCUCACCUCAGACCCCCUGCUCUGAGCAGCUCCCUCGCUUUAAGUCACAGUUCUCCAGUAAGGAGGGCCUCCCCAGCCAAAGUGUUGCAAUUCGAUCCGGAACCCCAGAAGGAGAUCAAGACAGAGAGCCAGAGCUCCGAGCGCCCCGUGCCCUCCUCCCUCCUCCACCUGAUUGGCCAGGUCGCAGAGACCGCAGAGGAAAAGUUCCGCCUCCUUGAGCAGAGGGACAAAAUCCUGCGCCAAGGUCGAUCCAAGCAGACAGACCUCGAACUGGCUUUUGUUGGAACGUGUCCCGACAUGUGUCCAGAGAAGGAACGAUACAUGAGGGAAACCCGGAACCAGCUAAGUGUCUUCGAGGUUAUCCCAAACACAGAGAUGGUCAAUCACACUGCAGCCAUCAAGGAGUACAGCCGCUCAUCAGCUGACCAAGAAGAGCCUCUUCCCCAUGAGCUGCGCCCCUUGCCUGUGCUUAAAAUGACCAUGGACUACUUGGUGACCCAGAUCAUGGACCUGGGUCAAGACAACUAUCGGGACUGGUACGACUUUGUUUGGAACAGAACACGAAGCAUACGGAAGGACAUCACCCAGCAGCAGCUCUGCUGCCCAGAGACGGUAUCACUGAUCGAGAAGUGCACUCGCUUCCACGUGCACUGUGCCCACCACUUCUGUGAAGAGCCCAUUUCGUUCUUUGAUCCCAAAAUCAACACUGAAAACAUGACCAAAUGCCUUCAAAGCCUGAAAGAAAUGUAUGAAGACCUCGCAACACAUCAGACCUUCUGUCCCAGCGAGGCCGAGUUCCGCCAGUACAGCGUGCUGCUCAAACUCAACCAUGGCGACAUCCUACGUGAGGUGCAGCAGUUCCGUGACGAGGUGCGCAACUCUCCUGAAGUGAAGUUUGCCGUUCAGGUGUUUGCUGCCGUCAACAGCAACAACUUUGUCCAUUUCUUCAAACUGGUGAAAGGAGCUUCUUAUCUCGCCGGCUGCCUCCUGCACAGAUACUUUAAUCAGGUCAGAACAAAGGCGCUAAAAGUCCUAAACAUAGCGUACACUGUGGGUACACGCUCGACACCACUGCCGCUCGAAGACCUGACUCGGAUGCUGAUGUUCCGCAACCCAGCUGAGGCGACCGACUUUGUCCAGCAGUUCGGCCUCAAUGUCACUGAGGGGAUGGUGGAGUUGAGUCGGGUUGUCUAUCAGGAGCCAGAUAUUCCCCUGUCUCCCAAGAGAUCUGAUGUCAUCACAGCAAAGAAAACGGUGUUGAAUGGGGAGGUUGUGAACGGAGGCCCUCUUCCCAACCCACCCCAUCACACACCUCGGAGUAGCUUUGAUUUCCAAAAUAAAUAUCAGGGAGAACCAGCUACUUCAAAUUUCAUUAAAGUCACUAAGGACUUUGCAGCACCACCCAGCACUCACUUUGAGGCCUCGGCUUCUUUCCCGUCUGUUUCGAGUGAAACCGGAGAGCCAGGUGGAUCCCACAAUCCUCCAGCCCAGCUCACAGAACCACAGCAACCAUUCCCGUUCAUCUCUAAACCCGAACCGGUCAAACCACCAUCACCUCCGCCCGUACCUCAGCAGAUGUACAGUGAUGAGGACAUUCUGACUGAGCUUGACUGUGUGAUAGAUGAGGUUGUAAAGGCUGAGGUGAAAGAGGUCACAGAUGAAGGCGCCGCCUACAUCACAGCAGCUCUUCAAGAAAGCGGUGUCCAGGUUGAGUGUGUGGUCAGUGAGGUGAUCCAGCGAAUGUUGCAGGAGAUCUCAUCCACCGAGAUCAAGCUGGAACAAGAACGAGUCGCUGAAGAGAAUCGCAGACUUGAAGAGGCUAGGAGGAGGCAGGAACGUGAGGCUUUCCUGGCUCAGUUCAGCUCUUCUCUCUGCACUGAGAUCAUCCAUGAAGUGUUGGACGAGACCAUACAGGAGACGGCGUCCUCUGAGAUCCAGAAAGCUGUAAAUGAGAAAGCAGAACGUUUGGCCAAAUGCACAGAGCAGAUCUGCAACAGUUUGGUUGAAGAGACUUUGAAUACAGACAUUGCCAUGCUGGUUGAAGACCUUCUUGAAGCGGAGCUGCAGAGAAUCUACAAGUAUAUCAAAAGAUGGCGUGCUGUGGUAACAGUUCGCCGUCAGCUGAAGCGACAGAUGAGAGGGUUUCCUGCUGCUCCCUGCUGUGUUGACCCUUGUUUCAAGCUGAAGGCCCUGGCCCCCAGCGCCCCCACACAGCCCCGUCUGGCAGAUUUGGCUCGUGGGAUGGUCAACCUGGGAAACGCCGGCUCGUUAACGGUGUCCAGCACAAGGUUGCUUGAAAUGAGACAAGGAGCCACGCACCAGAUGAGAGUCCAUUACUACUUUCAGCAGCUGCUUGAGAAGCACUCAUGGGCGCCACUCGACCUUGUGUCACUGGUGACUGAAAACGUCCCCGAUGCGCACGACCGGAUCUUCUGGAAAGCUCUUCUCCUCUUACCCAGUGACCAUGAAAGUGCAGCCAGUGUGGCAAACAGGGUUCUGUCGGACUGGCUGGAGGCUAAACUCGGUGGUGAGCAGCAGUCAGAGGAGCAUCUGGAUGGUUCUCUGUGGACCCUGUCCGUCACCAACGCGCUGCAGGAGAGCGGAAAGCUCACGCAUAAAGUCCAAAUUGCUGUUAAGGCAUCCCGAGGCCCUCUGACUGCAAACAGUCUGUCCCGAGUGGAGCGGUGCUCUGAGCUUCAGGGGACUGGAGCCCUCAUUCUGUUGCUCCCCACGCUGCCUGUUUUUGAGCCGGGACUGCAGGACCAGGGUGUUCCAGAUUCUCUGCUGUCCGCCCUGCUUCAGCUCAGACAGCUGCAACAGGUCAACACCUGGCACUGCCCGCUGCCUCUGGUCAUUCUGGUGCCGGGUCCUGACGGCGGAGGAGCUUACAUACAUAAGCUUGAACAAGCGUUAAGGUUAAACACCCUGAUGGAGGAAGGCCUGAUAUCCAAGUUUACGUUCUUCUUCAUACCAGAAACUACCAAUGACCUUCAGGGAUCCAAGCAGCUAAGCCAGGCGUUGUGCUGGCUCCUGGCGCGGGCUCCGCCCCCUCUGCCUCUCUCAUGCCAAACACUGGUGCACCUCAUAGAAACCAGCUUAAGUCGAGAGUUUGAACCCAGAGUUUAUGCGAACCGCCAGGAGCGAGCCGCUGCACACCUUCCACCCCAAGACCCAGUGCCUGCUAUCCGGCUUUACAAUUCCAUUCUGGAUCAUGUUGCUGACACAGUGGCCUCUGAGAGUCUUUGUAGGCUCUCCUGGCCACCUGGUGAAUUCUCAGUGCCUCAUGCCCGAAGAUUUGUCCCACACCUGGCCUGGAAUUCACUAGAGCAUCUGGCCUGGCUGAGAAACGCCAUCCUCAGCCUGCAGCUGCCAGAAUGGGAACCGCUGCCUCCUACAGGUUCAUGGUCAGAAAUUUGCUCAUUCAUUUUCCGCUACGCUGCUAAGAUCCCUGCGUCACAUCUCAGUCAACCUCUCCUAAUGUCGCGUCUGGAGAAUCUUCUGGAAAGAGUCAGGCUCAAAACUCAUCCCACCCAAACUCCUGGAUUCAGGGGAAACACUGAUUAUAACAGCAGAGAGCAAAGCCCGAGCAUCGGUCAGAUUCCCUGGGAUGACGUGGUGGUGAUGUGCAUCGACCACAAACUGAAAGACUGGCACGGACCAGAGGAACCCGUGUGUGAGGAUGCCUUGACUGAGGACGGGGACAUCCUGGUUUACUUUUCUGCUGAGUCAUUGAAGGAUUUCCAGGCACCUGAAGAGUGGACCGAGGCGGUUCGACAGACUCACGAAGAGAAGAAACAGGAAAAGGAUUGGUUGAGCACAGUUGCUUGUGCUACGUCGGACACUUUUUCGCUGCAACAGAAGUUGUUCCAUACCCAACUGGAUGCUGAUGAAGCAUCAGCAACUCCACUAGACAUCACCCACGUGCCCACAGCACAGGAGCGGAAAGUCCACAAGUUUCUACAGAGUUUAGAGGAGGAGAAGGCUGAAAGCAAGAGGUUUACAGAAAAGCUUCAAUUCUGGCUAAAUGGCGAGCCGCUGGAGCACUUAUCCACACCGCUCUUCAUUCCCUCAUCCACGCUGUUGUCCAUGCCACACACAAUAAAGCAGGGGUCCUCGGACAGGACUGGAGUCUCUCCUUUAGCACAGAGACACGAUGAAGCACCAGACAAAGCAGAGCUGAAGAAGACGACUCCGACGUCCAUGUCCUGGAAGCUUCAGGAUUUGGAGCGACAGAUUUUGUUGGCUCAUGAGGAGGAAGUUUCCUGCAGUUUGAAGCUGAGCGAACUGUUCAGCAUUGUGGAUGACUGACCAGCUCCCAAAGAAGUGUCCCAACAAAUCCAAUGUGAUGUUCUAUGAAAUAUGUUAACUUUGUUUUGUUUUUUUAAUGAGUUCUGUCAAAUUCGAUGUUUGGAAAUGAGUUCCUCUUAAAGUUCUCGUAUUUGAGAGAACAAAGCAAAGAUUUAUACUUCCUUAUUUUUAAAGCUGACUUGACUGUAUUCUUGUAUGUUGGUCUGCUUAUUGAGAGAAAACAAUAAAUAGGACAAUGUAA